This is a messenger RNA of Penicillium riverlandense, 2544 nucleotides long. Its product is annotated as MINDY family deubiquitinase. Gene Ontology annotation, cellular component: cell periphery; cytosol. The record is from RefSeq and is a predicted model, not a curated record. The transcript is spliced from 2 exons. NCBI's taxonomy places the organism in Eukaryota, Fungi, Ascomycota, Eurotiomycetes, Eurotiales, Aspergillaceae. Gene Ontology annotation, molecular function: K48-linked deubiquitinase activity; cysteine-type carboxypeptidase activity; cysteine-type deubiquitinase activity. The coding region runs from base 1 to 2544 and encodes 847 amino acids. Gene Ontology annotation, biological process: protein K48-linked deubiquitination.
AUGGUGCUGCGCAAAUCGCCCCCACCACGUCUUCAGAACAUCUCCAACAAGCGGACUGCGCGGUCCGAGCCUCGCUCGACCGCUUCCCCCGCGAGCUCUCUUCCUUCACCCGGACAGCUGGCUUGCCUGAAUCGCAUCCCCUCCCAGGACUCAAUAUACUCCCCGGACCUCAAUACGUCGCCCGCGUUCGACCUCAUGCCGCUCGAAGAAGCACAAAAGUCCCCGGUGGGGUCGCCCACCAGCUACGCUCAAAGCCCCUGGCCAGAUGACAUUCAGGAUCACCCGGAUUCUACGCACGACGCAACAACUUCGGAUGGUAGCAGCCACUUGGUUCCGGCGGUCCAGCGGACAGGUCCACAACCAGGGCCGGCAGGCGAUGAAUGGCGGAGGUCUACUCCGAAUACCUCCAACGGGGUGUCUCCGGUGCAGUUGCAGUCGAAUAACCCGUUCCUGAAGCCGCGGACGUCGCAGCUCAGCCAGGGCAUGAGCGAUGAGAGCCGGCGCGAUUCGCAUACCACGUCUAGUAGUGGACCGCUCAGCCAGUGUGCGUUCAGUCCCACACCCUGGAAAUGCCGGACACUAACAUCUUCUGCAGCGGAAGGCUAUAUUCCCAUGACCGCACGACUGUCUCUUUGGGACGAAAACGAGCAAGAGACGUGGACUGACCGUCAAGCUUCCUCUGCGCGAGACCCUGUGUUGCCCGGCGACCAUCAGCACGCUCUAGACAGCCAAUUCCAGGCUCAGCCGGUCAGGCAGUAUUCGGACCCCCAGUCGAUUUACUGUCAAGGGGAAAAAACAAACCCAUAUACCCCACCUGUUGUUGUAACCCCCGACCCAUCCAAUAGAGACCCAUUCGAUGCGCAGCAGACCCAACAACCGCACGCUCCCAGCAAACUCACCUCAGAAGCCGGACUCCAUAUCCCAUCAGCCACAAUCUCCAGUGCAACUACCACAACCUCUCAUGAACUCAUUGAUUUUAAUGACGCGGAUCACGAUCACUUAGGGGUCGAAACAGAGUCUCACUGUGCCGCAUCGUCUGUGUACUCGUCCAAGGGCGGCGACAAGACCAAGGAACGGGAGCUUAUGGACACCCCAGCGCUAGAAAGGGCUUCGUAUUUCUCCAAGGUUAAUACGGAGCUGCAAAAGUUGUCGGCGCAAAGGAAGAGUAUCUCUGCAGCAGAGGCCGCGCGACAGAAAGAGCAAAGGUCUGAGACCUAUGCCAUUCGACACGUCAACUGGAUAGACCGGACGGGCCAACUGCAGGAGUCCUCGGUUCUUGUUCAGAACAAGAACGGGCCAUGCCCCCUGCUUGCAUUGAUCAAUGCUCUAGUGCUGCGUGCCGACCCUAAGAUACCAACGCCGAUUCUCAAAGCGCUGCAGACCCGCGAGCAAAUCUCGUUGGGGCUGCUGAUCGAAGCAAUGUUCGAGGAAUUGACCAUGUGUUUGAGUCCCGAUGAGGAGUUCCCGGAUAUUGAAGCCCUCGCUCAAUUCUUGACGAUGUUGCACACCGGCAUGAAUGUCAACCCGCGACUGACUUUGGAAUCUGCCGACUCAUUAGGCUCGUUUUUCCAAACCAGCGACCUUCGACUUUAUAGUACAUUUAGGGUGCCUUUGAUCCAUGGCUGGAUUGCCCCAUGGUCUAGCCCGACGCACGAAGCCAUGACUCGGGUCGCUCAAUAUCAUGAGGAUAUCCAGCUCUUGCACUUCCGCAAACAAGAGCUCGAAGAGCGCGUAAUGCGUGAUGAGUCUCUCACGUCAGAAGAAGAGCAGGUUAUGGCGGACAUCCAAACUAUCCUGUCAUUUGUGGACAUCGAAACCGCCACGCAAUUAAGUCCUUUCGGUCUGACACAACUAACCACAAGAUUGGCUCCCGGCUCAGUCUCCAUUCUCUUCCGCAACGACCAUUUCUCUACUCUUUACAAGCACCCAACGUCGCAUCAACUCUACAGUCUGGUCACCGACGCAGGCUACGCAAACCACGCCGAGGUCGUUUGGGAAUCCCUCGUCGAUGUAACCGGUUUCAACGCAAGGUUCCUCUCUGGUGACUUUCGUCCUGUUGGGAACGACCCACCAGCCACCUCCGAUCCUGCCGGCCCACGCACAUCUAGUACAACUGCCAACCGCCCUCCUGCUACGAGUGAAAAUCAGGAAAGGAAGCUAUCUUCCCAGGAGCAGAGCGAUGCAGAUUACGCCUACGCACUCUCUCUCCAGUUUCAAGAGGAAGAACAACGUGAGAAUGCCAGGAACGAUCGCCGUACCUCCAGUCAACCUUCCCCUAGCAUGAACAACCCACCCAACCGAACAUCCAGUGCUGCCCAACCUGCCACUGGCCCUGAUCCGAACGACCCCAACGCCCCUCCUCCUUCAUAUGAACAGGCAGCCAAUGGCCCGGCAUAUUCACCACCACAGCAGAGAUACCAGGAUACACCGUCGAAUCGAAUCCGGCACUCGCAGAGCCACCUCCCCCGCCGAUCACCCGGUACCGUUCCCGUGGGGCAAUAUGAUCGAAAUAGAGAUCGGAACAAAGAUUGCAUCGUUAUGUGA